AUGUCGAACGAAGGUGAAGAAGAUCUCUUGGAAUACUCUGACAACGAGCAGGAAAUCCAGGUCGAGGCUUCCAAAGCUGCAGAAGCUGGUUCCGGAGACGCCAAAGAGGCCGGCGAAAACGGCGGCGAAACUGGCGACAAGAAGGGCUCCUACGUGGGUAUCCACUCUACUGGUUUCAAGGACUUCUUGCUAAAACCUGAGCUAUCCAGAGCUAUCAUCGAUUGUGGUUUCGAACAUCCCUCUGAAGUCCAGCAACACACUAUUCCGCAAUCCAUUCACGGUACAGAUGUGCUAUGCCAAGCCAAGUCUGGUUUGGGUAAAACCGCGGUCUUCGUGCUUUCAACAUUGCAACAACUCGACCCUGUUCCAGGUGAGGUCUCUGUCGUGGUCAUCUGUAACGCCAGAGAGUUGGCAUACCAAAUCCGUAAUGAAUACCUCAGAUUUUCCAAAUAUAUGCCAGACGUGAAAACGGCUGUGUUCUACGGUGGUACCCCAAUUGACAAGGACGCCGAGCUCCUGAAAAACAAGGAAACUGCUCCACACAUCGUGGUGGCCACUCCAGGCCGUUUGAAGGCUCUUGUCAGGGACAAGUUGAUCGAUCUAUCCACGGUUAAGAACUUUGUCGUCGACGAAUGUGACAAGGUUUUGGAGGAACUAGGAAUGCGCAAGGACGUUCAGGAUAUCUUCAGAGCGACCCCAAGAGACAAGCAGGUGAUGAUGUUUUCUGCUACGCUUUCCCAAGAAAUGAGACCUAUCUGCAGAAGAUUCUUGCAAAACCCGCUCGAAAUUUUUGUUGACGAUGAGGCUAAGUUAACUCUGCAUGGUCUACAGCAGUACUACAUCAAGCUAGAGGAGCGCGAAAAGAACCGCAAGCUUGCGCAGCUUUUGGACGAUUUGGAGUUCAACCAGGUCAUCAUUUUCGUGAAAUCUACCAACAGAGCCAAUGAAUUGACCAAACUUUUGAACGCUUCUAAUUUCCCUGCCAUUACCGUCCACGGUGGUAUGAAACAAGAAGAGCGUAUUGCUCGCUACAAGGCCUUCAAAGAUUUCGAGAAACGUAUUUGUGUUUCGACAGAUGUGUUUGGUAGAGGUAUUGAUAUCGAGCGUAUCAACCUCGCCAUCAACUACGAUUUGCCAAAUGAAGCCGACCAGUACUUGCAUCGUGUUGGUAGAGCCGGUAGAUUCGGUACCAAGGGUCUAGCCAUCUCCUUCGUGGCGACUAGCGAAGACGAAGAAAUCUUGGCCAAGAUUCAAGACAGAUUCGAUGUUAAGGUCGCUGAAUUCCCAGAAGAGGGUGUCGACCCAUCCACUUAUUUGAACACUUAA
Messenger RNA from Lachancea sp. 'fantastica', 1326 nucleotides. Lineage: Eukaryota; Fungi; Ascomycota; Saccharomycetes; Saccharomycetales; Saccharomycetaceae. The record is from the annotation of a GenBank genome assembly.